AUGCACGUGAGGAAGACGUGGAAGAACGCCGUGGUCAUGGUGCUGGCCGUGGCCGCCGUCACCACGGCCACCGCGGCGUUCUACUUCAAUUACACGGCCACCGAAGCCAGCACGUGUUGCGGCUUAAUUGCCGCCGCCCAGCAGCAACAGCAGCAGCAGCAGCAGCUGCCCACGGGUUCGCCCGAGUUGACCGUCUCCGCCGCGGCCGCCGUCUCGGCCGACGCCCAACCCAACCGAUCCCUGUUCGGCUCGUCGGUUCUGCACGCGUCCAAAGUGUACGCCGUCUGUAGAACGUACGGCUACUACGGCGGUGGUAUCAUAGAUCGGGUAAGUUUACAGUAUAAAAAAUUAAAUACUAUAACAGUUGCACCAUCAUUUUAAAUCUCCUGGAAAUUCUUAAAAAAAAAAAAAAAAAUCAAAGCUCAAAAUCUCGAAAAAGCGGCUUAAAAUUAAAAAAAAAAAAAAAUCAAACUAUCAAAUAAGAUAAAACCUGAACAAUCGAAAAUGUAAAAAAAAAACCAAAACAAAAGUUUCAGAACCGAAUUUUGAUUUUGAAUUAUUUGAACUCUUAAAAACAAAAAAAAAAAACAAACGUAGGCCCACCUCUUCAAAAAUUGCCCAUCGUAUAUUUUUCUUUCGUUAAAUUUCUUUGUUUUUUCAAAAUCAAACAAAAGAGGCAGUGGAACUUGCCGUCUCUUGUCUUUUAAACGGGCAAUACAACAAAAACGUGUCCGCUUAAAAUCGAUUUUAGAGAUAAAAUCCCGAUCAUUAAAUGUACAGACGACUAUACAUUUUGAAAAAAAAAAACCACUUUUUUUUUUUUGAAAUUACUACUCAUUAUUUUAAAAGGUACAACUCUUCGAAAAGAAAAACGUGCGAAAUACGAUUUUAUUGUACCUCGACGACGAGGCGAUCCUCGAAAUGUCGUCAUCUGCACAUUUUAUAAUACUAUACAGGUGUUUUUAGUCAAAAUCGAUUUUAAAGACCUUUGGGUUCGUUUCACGGCUAUAAGUCGCUACGGGUUUUACAAUGACGUUCGGCGGCCUGUCCGAAAAGCACCGUUUCCGAUAUGAUAUUCGACAGUCGGAAACGUGCGAUUUCCGACCGGGGUGCCGAAAUCCGGAAUGGAAAAAAAAAAAAAAAUCAACAAAACGGAACAUCGAGCGAUAAUUAUCUAUUUUAUCAGGGUGGCGAACACACGUUAAAAGUCGAAUUUGAGUACAGCUCAAUCGGACUUCCGAACCUCAAGUACUUCCGCACACCCGUCCAUAGCUUCACCGGGUACGGGGGGGUACCCAAUGGCGGGAUUGGGAGGUGGCCCCAAUAUCUUGUCCGAUUACUUUUACGUUAAUAUCGGAAAAUACGUUUCGUUAAUUUCAAAACGCGUUCACCGCGGACGAUUAAAUUUCGUCAUUAGGGAAUAAAUCAUCACACGACUGGCGCACCUCCCGGAUUAGUCGCCGUCAUAGCCCACUCGGGCUUUUGUCGCCGCGGGAUAUAAUUUACCCUUUUCCGCGGUCCCUGUUCGUUUUGCACUCAUUUUAAUUUCGCGCACGCAUAACGCAAUUAAAGAACAUUUACACCGCGAAAUGUGUACGUCAUUUGUAUACGAAAUUCCGAAAAACAAUUUAAAAUGCAAUUACGAGGCGUCCUUUAAAAAGCCAUCAAGGCGUGUAAAAUAGGUUUAGGUACGUUUCACCGCGCGCACGUCUUUAGGUCCGUCGAUUAUAAUAUUAUGUACCCGCUCGCUACCUAUUUGAUAAUAAUACCUGUUAUGUUUUCAAAUUGACGCCGAGGUCGUUUAAACAUAAUUAUUAGUUAUCAAUUAUUAUCGUAUACAGUUGAUUGGCCGAACCGAACGCUCUGAGGGGAUAACCGGAUAUUUAUAUUGCCGCAGACACAAUACGGUGUUUCCGCCGGUCGAAAUCGCGAAAAAAAUUAAAAAAAAAAUAAAUCACCGCAAACGACAAACGAGUCUGAGCGGAUUUUCCGAGAAAUUUCAAUAGAAAAUUGCAGUAAACAAUCAGUUCGUAAUUGGGACGCUGAUGUCGCUGAAGGCGUGUAAUUCACUUAAAAAAAAAUAUUACGCUUUUCCUUUGAAAUUUCGAUUACACUGUCUACAUAGAUUAUGAUGGUAAUUGACUUUACUAUCGACAUUGAAAUUUUUUUCUGUUUUUUUUGAUGUUUAAAAAGAUAUAAACAAAAUUAAUUCAGUAAACCCCAAAUUGCUCCGUACGUAAAAAAAAAAAAAAAAACGGGUACAAAAAUACAUUCGAAUUCUUUAAAUUUUUAAUUGAUUUUUCAACCAUAACAAAUUAUUUCCAACAAAAAUUGGUGAAUAUACUUAAAAUAUGUAUGUUAAGUAUUUGAAGUUAAUUUAUCUUAAAAGAAAUAAUUACAUAAAUUUGAACCUUUUUAAAUACAGCAAAACUCGAACUUAAAAAUAAUUUUAGGAACGAAAUUCACUACUAAAAGUAUAGUCCAAGUACUCCCGUAAUCUCCUUCUUUAAUCCCAAGCAGAGAGACAAUGAGCGGAGCCCGGUUUUUAUACAAUAAACACUGAACCCAUACAUCGACCAUUUGUUGCGUGUAACUCAUCACAAUACAGCAGGAAUUCUCAUCCUCUUCGUCUGUUUUAGUUUAUAUUACAAAGAUUUUUUUUUUUACAACGAUUUUCAUCUAACGAUACAGAACGUUUUACUUGUCUGGACGUUACACUCAAACUAAUAUGUUAGCGGUUGGUAGCUAAUUUCUGUACGGUGAUUUUGUGACAAUUGCUGUUUUUCCUCUUCUAGAUGCGCGCGCAAUGGUUUUUCUUGCGUUUUGGAAUAGGUAGAAUUUCUUCGAAAAAUAUUUAUCUCGUAAAAUAGUACAGUCGAAAAACUCGACAAUUUAAAGAAACUACACAUUAUACGAGUAUAAACUAUGUAACUAAAAAAAAAAAAAAAAUCGAAAAUAACAGAAUGCGUUAUUGCGUGUAAAUAUUCCCGGUUUUUUCUAAUUUAUCAUACAAAUUACUUGGAAAAUAAAAAACAAAACAUCUGUAAUGCAUACAAUUUGUCGAAAUUUGUAACUGAAAACAGCAAUAUACUCGUCCCUGAUGUCGAUAUAACUAAAAAAAAUUCACAGAAUUUAUUUACGAACAGAACUGUUUCAAAUAGAAAAAAAAAAGACGGACAUACUUCUCACGAUUGGUGGGCCACUGUUGUAGAUAAGAAGUUAGAAAGACAUUGGAUAUAGAUGGGAAUUUAAUGUAUUUUUUGUAUGCAAUUAUUAUAAUCAUUGCUAACGAAAAACGAUUCGGAGCGAAAUCCGGUUAUACAUAUUUUUUGAAAGGCCGUAAUAUUUACGAUUUUCGUCAAAAUUUGAUUUUAAAACUUGUUAAAAAAAAAAUAAAUAAAUAAAAAUAUACUACAUUACACCCAAUUUUUUGUUGGCCCCUGAUUACGACUUAUAAUGAACCUCUUGUCAAAUUGCCAUGCAUUUCUGUUUAGCCUAACAAUUUUAUCCAUAGGGUACCUACCAAAUAAAAAUUACGUGAAAAAAACCCGAAAAGUUAAAAUGUAACUUUCCUGUACUUUGUACGUAUUUUUCGGAUUUGUUCGUUUAUUUAAAAAAAAAACUACAAAUAAAAUCAAAAAACGAUUUUCUUGGUCACCAACUAAAGUAUGAAAAUUCAAAGAAUAUCGCUUGUCGUUUUUCCAUUCGUAUAGCAAUAUUUCUGGUAGAAACCGGAAAACGUAAAAAUUAAAAACAACGAAAUCGUAUAAUUAAAUCAAUAAUGACAAAAACUGCUAGGAAAAUCAAAAAAACGAACUACUUACCCACGAGCUAGAUUAAAAACGCGACAGAUCAGCGAUAUUUAUUUUCCAAAAGUUAUGCACGGACCAAAAAAAAAUUAAAAAGUACAUUGUCAUAGUAAAACCAAUAAAUCCCUCGCCUCGUUCCGUAUCUCACAAUCACGCAUCUUGUACCGCAGUAAAACCGAUAGAGCCUAGUCCAACCUACCGAUCUACGGUAUAGAAAACGAUUGUAAUACUGUAGUACAGAAUGUUGGACGGUAAAGUGGAAAAAAAAAAAAAAAGCAGCACGAUAUAAAAUGGUACGGGACAGGUGGGCGGGUUUUUUUCUCUCUAUAAAAUCGUGUGUGUAAUAAUAUAAUGUUCGGGCUUACUAAAAUAUGCACAAAGAUCUCCGAUGAGAUUUUGACCGUCGCAAAUAAUAAUAUUCCGUAACGCGUUUUUCGCAAACCUUUCUAAAAAAUCGGCAUUCCUAAAUGUUCGUUUUGUCUUGUUUUGUUUUUUUUUUUUUUUUCUGUAACACUCGCUCUAUUCUAUACAUACAUUAUAUCAUACCUCGUUCCCCUCUCAUCGCGCGCGGCGACUCGGAGAAAUGUCUAGUCGUAGACUAACAAUAAAAGACCGAUAAACAAAUAAAAAAAAAAGCUAAAAAAACAAGAAGCGCCGCUGCGAACACACGACCGGUGGACUCCAAUCGUAUACAAUAACAUUAGAAUGAGUAUUCGCGAUGGACCGCAGUUAGUUUAAUGCGAUUUUUAAAAACGAUCGGAUCGGUUUCCAAACAUAUCUGAUGCGUGUUCUUCUAUAUAUCACUCGUCGCCGAUUCUGUUUCGCAGUCCGUGGUCAUUACAGUACGAGCACCGUUCACGAAUAAACAUUUUCGAAACUCAUUUUGCUUUUUUUUUGUAUUAUUUUUACGCUAACGAUUAUUUCGACUUCGGUCCGCGGCGGCGGUGGCGGCGGUCAUACGAUUCGUUUGUUCUAUAAAUAAAUCGGCAAUGUAAAAUCGACCAUAAAAAAGGACGCGUAUAAUUCGCACGUGGGUGCAGCCACUGUUCUAGGUGGGAAGUUGGGAAGAUAGGAUACAGACGGGACAUUAAUGUAUACGCGUAAGCAACGAUAAACCAUUGCAAACGAAAAAACGAUUCUGAGCGGAGUUCAGUUGAUAGUGUUGCUUUGUCGACAAUACAAUAUACAUGGUAUAUAUCAUAUUGUGGUGAAAUGAUUGCAACAAUGUGUGUUUCCGUGAUAACAAUGUUGUUUAAAAAAGAUUUAUUAUAAAAUCAUAAAAACUUAAAAAUAACAAAACAUAAAUAGAAACGGUUGCAACGACAACCUUAUUUUUAUUAUUUCAAUAUUUUUUAACCUAAAGAACCAGAUUUCCCUCAUUAUCUCGAAUAUUAAUGAGGAUUUCAAAAAAUGACCUCUUUUAAGUCUAAAGUACCACCCAGAGAACAUUUCUUUUCAGAAAAGACAAUAUACUUGAUAAUCGGAGUAAGCUUUUUAGUAAAAGAAUUGUUCACAUAAAAAAAAAUAUAAAUCUUUAUAAAACCAAUACAUUACACUCAGAAUCUAAACUGUCACGAGGAGGAUAUUUCCUCCGCGUCCCCUAUCCCGUUUGAACCCCCUGCUUUGAGCCGUAAUUUAUAAUAAUAUUGUCAGUAUUAUCAUAUUAGUACUCAUAAGCGCAACUGGAGCCUUAAUAUUGGGGGUGCUAAAAUUAUGUAACGAAAAUUAACAUGUGGGGGAUAUGCAACCACAAUUCCAAAUACUAUUUCUCAAUCAUUUGUGAAUCACAAUAACCACUCUAAAAUGAAACAUAUCCAUACAUAGUUAAAACAUUUAAAUAUGUAAUAUUUUAUAAAAUAGUAAACGCAAUAGAUGAACACGGACACUGUCUUGACUGAGUAAUGAGUACCUCGACAGUCGACAGUCACAAAAUGUGACUAUGAAUGUUUACAAAUUAAACUGAUAUGAUAAGUGAUAAGAUACUAUUACUUUACUGUGUAGUAUACAGUGUACAUAAUAUUUAACCCUCUAUAGGGCAUGGAAUAUUAUCACAUGGCAUAUUAUAACAUCGUUCCUUAUCAAUACUACUACUGCUCAGUGAGCAGUGUCAAUUUUGUGUAUUUUACAUAACACAGUAUACUUAUAUUUGACAUAUUUUUAUUUAUUUUUUUACUAGUUUUUAGUGUAUAUACGAAAUCUGUAUGUAGAUAAAUUUGGUCAGAUUCAAAAGUCGAUAAAUGGGUUACGCGGUGAGAAAGAAAAAAAAAAUGUUCAACCAGUUCUCGUCUAGACGCCAUAUAAUAAGUGGGAUUUGGAUGAUAAAAAAAAUAUGCGAUACACACGUGAUGUGCAGUUUCUUUCAGUCGCGUAAACGACGACGAGGUUUUUUAUCGUUUUAUCGAAAUCAACGGCAAGUUUUUUUUUUGGGGGGGGGGACAUAUGUAAACUGUGCCCACAUUUUUAUCUAUGUUAAAAAAGUAUAAUGUAAACUACGCCCCAUUUGUUAUUACCAUGUUUUAUACAACUCAAGUUAAUUUUCUGUCCAAACUCAUUCGACACUAACAAAAAUAUUAAAGUAUUCAGCAUUUGUCUAUACAAAAGUGAUGCGUUCGGUAAAAUCAUAGUAUUUGUAAAAAUACCAACCCGUUAUCGAAUGUGACCAUUAAUAGUCAUAGUAAUCACUACAUAGACAUUGGUCUGCUAUUACCCAUGUCCUAUCGACAUGUUUAGUCUCUAUUGCAGAACAACACGAAACGAUUUUGAAAAUAAUUCAAAUUUUAAGUUUCACAAAACCAAUCGACCUCUUCGGGUUAGGUUAGGUAUUGGUAAUAGCAGAAUAACAGAACAAAAUGUAAACCACAACCGUGAAUUAUUAAGUAAUCCAAAUCUUCAAAAACAAUUGAACGGGUUAUUCGGAAAAGAAAACGAUUUGAACAACGAUAAACAAUUGUUUACGAAAAAACGAUUCUGAGCGGAGUUCAGUUAAUAGUGAUGUUUUGUCAACCAUAUAUAUGCCAUAUUAUAUUAAAAUAAUUAAAUAGGCUUUAUAUAUUUUCUUUAAUAAUACUGGUAUAAUAUUGUAUCGAUUUUCCCGGUUUUUCAUAUUUGUUGGGAAAACACCUGAGAAAAUCGAAAAAUGACCCCUUUAAAGUACCUCCCAUCUGCUGGUAGAAAAUAAACAUCUAUUAGUAAAACCGAUAUAUCCUUCGCUAUACAUUCAGCAUCUAAAACUAUAGCUCAGAGUGGUCUUUUGCAAUAUAAAUCAUAAAACAUAAUAACAUGUACCAUGUUUGCAGGCUUUUGGCUCAAAACUAGCCCGACACCAGCUCAUACCCGGCCCUAUAGCGGCCCGUUGAUGACAAUGGGGUUAUAUUUUUCUUCUGUAUCUCCCCAAAUGACGUCACUUAUUAAAUUGUUUACGCCCAGCCUUGUAAUUAGAAAUAUUCAGAUAUUAAACUUCAAUUGUAACUAUACGAUAUUUAAUAUUUGUUUUCAAUUUAUCGUUCACUUUAUAUGUUUGAUUUUAUUAUAUUUGUGUAAACACGAUGGAUAGUAAAAUCAUAACCGACAUAGGUAUGUACAUAAAUAGCUGUUUAUUGCGCGAUGUAUUGGCACCCUUGUUGCAUGGGACACUCGAGAGGUAUAACACAUCUAAUAAGUGAUUUGUUUUAAUCAAAAAAAAAAAAAAUCAAAUUUAAAAAUCAAAUAUUAUAAUCACGUUUUUGAAACUACUCGUGGCUCCGCGGAAUGGGACCGCCCGGUUUCGGUAAAUAAUACGUAGGUACAUAGAAUGUAUAGAUUGAUUUUUUUUUUCGGUCAAUAACUCUAUUAUCUAUUUUGAAUUUACGUUACAAUUCUAAUCGAAAACAAUGUUUAUAAUGCAGUUGACAGUUUUGUACUCAAGUUUUAUCUCGAUUGUUCAGUGGCGUAUUUAGAAGUUACCCAAGAAGAAAGAUAUUGAACUUAGAAAUUGCGUCACGUUGUAUAACUUAGGUUAAAAUUAUUAUAAUUUUUUAGUUAUACAUUUUUGUAAGUAAUAUUUAUAAUACAUUCUGUCGUGAAAUAAUCAUAGAAAUCAGAUGACUAUAGGUGUUAUAGUAUAUACUAGGUGGUAUGGAAUAGUAAACAUUUGUUUACAUCUUCUAUAUAAAGUAUGUAACUAGUCUAACCAUUAAUAACCUUCUUAUUAAUUUUAAUUCGGUUAGAAUAGGUUUCGUUUUAAACAAGACGAAUUUUAAAUUGAUGUUUUUUUUUUAUGUAUUCACAAUAACAGCUACCAAAGGAUUUUUGAUUUUAUGAGUAAAAAGUAAAGACAUUUUGAUUUUGGAAAUAGGUUUGGUUAUAUAAAUAAUAGAUAUUGAAAAAAAGUCAAAGGAAAUAAUAUAUCUUCCUAAUUUAUGCUCUUGAAUAUGUUACCAAGAGUAUUUUCCCAAGAGAACUUAUCCGUUCUACUGGAUUACUAUUACAGAGAACCGAAAUCCUCGUAAAUUCGUAUAUGAAAUCCGAAAUACUGAUAUUCGCAUUUUUAAAUGUAUACAAAAUAUAUAUAUAUAUAUUAUUCUACCUGCAAUAUCUAUACUAGCCCGUUUGCUCCGUGAACAUAAAAAACUAAGAAAAAAAUCAUCUAAAAUCUCCCAAAAAAUAGGUGAUACCAGAAAUAUUGUAAACAAAAAAAAAAAAAAAUACUGGUAGAUACUACUGAUUGAUGAACUACUGUUUUAGGAGGGAAGUUGGAUGGGUGAAUGUGUAGAGUAAUUUAGUUUAUAAUAUUUGUACGUAACAACAAAUCGAUUGCUAACGAAAAAUGAUUCUAAGUAAAGAAUUAUCAGUCGUAUAUUCCUUUUGUUGCCAGAGUAACCCAAAAACCAAAAAAAUUGUAUAUUAUACUUCCCAUUUUCUCAAUUUAUUAAGAAAACUACAAGGGAAUCAAACUAAUUGCCUACGCGAGGUACCGCCGAUUGAAUACAAAAUACUAAUAUUCCUAUACAGCAUAUACAACUGUAUUAUAAUACGAUUUAUGGGAGAAAAGUUGUUUCUAAAAAAAAAUCCACAUCAUAAUCAAACCAACACAUUCCCCGCUUUGUUCAGAAUGUAAACCACAUAAGUGCUAUAAGUGUAAAAAAAGACGAAAUUCUGAGUAGGUUUUGAUUGAUAAUGGUCCUAUGUAUUGUGUUCGAACAAUGAUCGUUUCCCGGCCAAAAUAAAUGUCCAAACGUUUUUCAAAAAUCCUUUACGGAGAAUAUAAUAGGUUUGAAACUCUUCCGUGAGGAAAAAUCGUCACGACGUCAUCGACUACCGGUGAUGCGAAAAAUGUACGGCCGGUAUAUUCCCGUGGCCGGAUUUUUCUUAUUUUAAAAUUGUAUACCCGUAUAAAGAAAAGUACUGCAGGAAAUCCAAUGGCAUUGGAAUUUGUCAUCAAUUCCGAAAUAACAUCGUUCUGCCGCGAUUUUCGCCGGGAGCGGGGAGAGGGGUAUGGUUGUGGGAAGGAUUUGUUUCUGUUUGCCACCAUGACGUAUUUCACUGGCGAAAUCCACUUUGGUUUUUCUUCGCGUAGUCUUUCUUUUUUUUAUUUUUUUCCACCGUCUCUAUAAUUCUCUCACAGUCGGUCCUCGUCGAUUUCUUAUCCGCACUGAUAUCUCGUAAGCCGCGAAAACAACCGCUAAAACUGUCUAUAUUAUAGAUUACAAUUGUCGGACAACAACGAUAUUGUUAAAUCUGAUAAAACCGCUUUCCGAUAUACCGGCUGUACGGCGAGAACGCUUCACAAGGUACCUAAUUUAUGUUAUUUUAUUAUACACCUCGCGCGAAACCUGUCGUCUCCACUGUAUAGUUUGCAUGCUUUUUUCCGUUCUUUAAUAAUACUUGUACGGUGUACGAAUAGAAAAAAAAAAAAAUCGAGAAUCCCCUGCAUUGAGACCACGAUAAUAAUUAUUGUCACGAAAUCGUUAACAAGGGGUACACGCGCCUAUAUAUAUCAUAUAUUUUUAUGGGUACCCGUCGCGGGACGACGAUCGCGACAAUGACGCGGGCAAGCCAACGUAAUCGUUAUUUUCGAUUGGGCUUUAUACCUCUGUCCGUUUCACGAAAAAUCCUGUUGGGAAAAAAUCGGAUUUCGCGCGUAAAACUAUCGCCCACGUCUGUGAAGAAAAGAAAUAUUAUCCCUCCAGCUCUUUAGGAAUCGGCCGGGAACAUUGCUAAAAACGAUUCAACGACGAAUGACCCGUGACUAAGAACAAAAACGCUAUUAAACACGACAGACAUUUUUUCCAGGGAAUAACAAAUAAAUGACAAUAAAUAACGAUUUUUUCUAGACUCUGAGUGGAGUGAGGAAUGUAUUGGUUUUAAAAUGGUGUUUAUUUUUUAUUUUUCAUGUGAACACUUUUUCUACCAGAAAGCACACUCCGAUUAUCAAGUAUAGCACCUUUUCUGAGAGAAAAUGUUCUCUGGUUGGUACUUCAAAGAGGUCAAUUUUUGAAAUUCCCAUUAUUAUUCGAGGAAAACCGGGUUUUUUAGGUUAAAAAAAAAUUUGAUUUGAUUUAAAGAAAGAGCUGAUACUGGGAAUGGGAGCGGCCAUUGUUGCAGGUGAGAAGUUGGGAAGGUAGGGUACAUAAAACUAUUUCAUAUCUGUAUUUAUCAGAUUUAUCAUAUCUGUAAGACAAAAAAGGUGUCUUGUAAUUUUUCGAUUAAAUCAUUUUUUCUGGUAUAAAACGUCGUCCGUGUUUUUAUAAAAUAAUGAAAUCGUGAAAUUUUCCUACGUUUUUUUCCCACUUAAGUGCUUUUAUUUAAAAAAUAGCGUUGAUAAUCAAAAAAUGACUGCUUUAAAGUACAAUAUAUACAACUAAAGUUUUCUGAAAAGUUGCUACACGUAAAAAUCGGAGCAAGUUUACUAGGAAAUAUCGUGCCCACAGACUAGAACAAAGAACAAUUCCCGUCUAUACUCUACCUUCCUAACUACCCACCUACAAAAGUGGUUGCACCCACGUGCUAAGUAUGUCCGUUCUUUUUUUGUUUUUAAUAAUAAACUGUUAACUUAAACAUAUUAUUGUGUAAAGGUAUCAUUCUUUGGUUUUUUUUCUGGGGUUCGUAAAGCCCCAGUAAGGGGUUAGUAAUUGUCCCUAUCGUCCCCUUGGCCGGUGAAUUUUCGGAUUUUCGACGAUCUAUUCCGGCAAUCGAUUUGGUAUCUAUAUAAUAGCGAGUGUUUUGUUUCGGUCCAAAAGAUUUACCACCGAAUUCUCGCGUUUCGUGCGUAACUAUAAAAUAUAUUAUUUAUACAGUUUGAUUAAUUUGAGCGAAUAUACGAACGGUUAUUGAUAACUGCCAAACGAUUGGUUUUAUACAUCAGCUCUCGAAAUAAAUAAAUUCAAACGAGUGCAUGGUGUUGAAAAAUUCUGAGAAUUUUCCGCGCUUAGAAUUGUUUAUUAUCUUCGGGUUUGAUGAAGCGAUGAACGAUGAGUACAUCGAUCAACAAGUGGACCCGUACUCGAAAAUAAUAAUACGCUCUUAUCUCGUCGUAAUAAACGUUUGUAUUCGAAUUUUGACUUAUAAUAACUAAUUAUAAUCAACUAAUAAUAUGUAUUUUUAUUUAGAAGAAAUUUUGUUUGUAUUUAGUAUAUAGGUGUUUCGUCGUAUACCGUACCAUGUGUUACGAGCAAAGUAGGCGAUCCGGGCAUUGCGCACAGUGCCCGAACAAUUUGGGCAAUUUGUUGAAUACUCCGAUUUCGCCUACAUUGACCUAGCGCUCUCAUACAAUACCCGGUCAAUGUGCACGUUUAUAACGAAUGACAUUUAUACGUGAUAAUCGCCUACAUCUACGUACCUAUUUUAUUCGUUUGAUAUCACGACUCACGAAAUUUAAUUUAGAAACCAAUAACUGAUUUUUAUUAUUAUUAUUAUUAAUUGUAUUCGAUAUUUUAAUGCCAUGUUAUAGUAAAUGAAAAAUUAUUUAAUACUAUGUACCCCCCCCCCAACAUUGCAUUUUAUCAAUAAUUAACUAACUCAAUGGAUAAUAGUUUUUAAAACUAUUAAUAGGCGACUAAUAUUUGAGGCGCCUGUUGCAAGUUUUUAUAUUUUUAAAUUAAGAUAUGUUUUAUUUUAUUUUUAAUAUUUUCAAUUUUUAAUCUACAACGUCCAAAUCUAGUGGGGCACUGUAUGAAAAUGCCCGGACAAUGUAAAUUUAUUCCAACUUUGCCAUCGAAAAUGUUCGGGCAAGGUUGUGCACAAUGCCCAACUCCUUACUUUGUCCGUAACAUAUACAAUGUUAUGGCAAAUACACGUGACCAAAACGAGUAUAGUGUCUAAUGAAAAGUAAAGUUUCACCGUGGACACUGGCUUCAUCAAUGAUAAAUAGCGCGUAUGUUCCGAAAACAAAUUUAUAGCAUUAAAUUGCUGCAAUUUGGCUCGUCCGUACUCGUUUCACAAUUCAUCAAGACGUGUUUUAGGACGGAGGAAAAAAAACAAUAUAUAAUAUUAACAGUUAAGUAAGAGAAAAAAAACAUAAGAUUAUUGAAUUUCAACAUUUAUCGAUAUGAAUUACGAGCGUAUAGUUUUCAGCAUAUUUACCUACAUCCAUUAGGUAAUAGAUAGGCAAAGGCAAUAAAGAUAAACGACAAAACCUUCUCGCGAUACGUAAUUAAAUUCACAAUACGCGGGGCGUUACGCAUUUUUUCGAUAAAUCUAAAGGAUAAAAUGUAAUUGGUCGUAAAAAAUCGACGACGCUGCCGAAAAUACUUUUAAAUGUCCAAACGGUUUUUAAGCCGUGAUUUUGUUUUAUUCUAGUCUGUUUUAAGAGGCGUUUGUUUUCGCUGUAUGUCUCGCGCGUAAUUCGGGUGCGUAUUUUAGAAAACCAACUUUUAAAAUGCCUAGUCUCAGAACGAAGAGUUUUAGAAUAUUGUUAUAGAUUUAAUAUUGUGUUGUUUUUUUUUCGUUAUCAAUAUGUAUUUGAUUAUAGGUAGUCACCAACUAAUGGCGUAAAAAUAAUACAAUGAAACACAGAAUAAUAUUACUAUAAAAGUUGAUAAUGAAAAUGAUGACUUUGAUGAAUUAUUUUUAUUUCUCUUAUUAAAAAAGGAUUCUUGACGUUUUUCUAUUGAAGCAAUAUUUUUUAUUAUAUGUAAUGAAAUAGUCGUGUCGUAUUUUGAAAAAAUAGUAUUUUCCGUGUUUUUUGAUUUUUCCAAUUAAUACUAAAACCAUUUUAGAUAUCAAAAAAUGACUUUAUCUGUCCGUGGCUAAACAUUAAAACAAUAAAAUCGGUCACUUGUCAUUUUUCAAUUGGAGUAAUAUUUCUGGUAGAAAACAUCGCGAACAAAAAUUAAAAACAAUGAAAACGGUAACGCCGCGGCGCGCCGUAUACAUUUGCCGUUUUACUUAUAAUUUUCUUCCGGGUUUUUCUUAAUUAUUUUGGAAAUUCAUCAGAAAAUCCAAAAAUACCUUAGCAAAAUCCACCAAAUUUAAAUCUGAAUAAACUAUUAGCAUGUUUAUGGAAUUGCAGUAUGUGCCUGUGCUGUCGCAAAAAUUUGAAACCCCCUCUCCCCCAGAAACGAAAGGGGUUAUAACAAAUUCGAGCGAAUUCCCAGCAACAUUUUCAUACUAAUUGUAUUAUAGUCCUGACAUAACGUGCCGGCGCCAAUUUGACGGACAUUAAGAAAAUGAUCAUGCAUAUAUUAUACGUUUCCGUACAGUCUAGGAUUUACCUCGUAUACCAAGUGUCUGUCUAUGCAUUUAUUAUGUGUCGGACUUGGGUUUCAAUAGAUUUAAACGAAUAACAUACUGGUUAUAGAGAAACUCAAUAUGAAAAAAAAAAAGUGACUCGCGUUACUUGACUUCUGUGGUACAGUCGUAUAGGUACUAGAGGAAACCUUCCACGGCCGAGGCGGGAUCUAUAAAUUUAAAUCCGGGCAGAGCUUAAAUAUUUUAUGACUGGCCGGGCUUUUUUUUACAAUAAUAUGCUGGAAAUAUCUUACAUUUUAAUCGUUAACCUUAUACUACCAGUCCUACGAGAAUACGACCGGCAUGGUACAGCUAUUCGAAAACGAUGAAAACAAAUCCUGGCCGGGCCGGGAUUUUAUAGGUCUGUAAAAAAUCCGGCACAGGUUUUUAUACGCUAACAAAAUAUCCGGGCAAGACUACGAAAACAACCUCUAUACCGGUCCGUGUCGAACUUUUCCACGUCAAUAAAAUACCGGGUCGGACUUUCAUACGGGCACAAAAACACCGGGCUUGGCCGGAUUAUUUUGCAACUUAGCCGGGUCCGGAAUUGUCUAUUUGUGUAGGCCUUUAAUAUUUACCUAGGUAAAGUAAUGUAGAAGCGGUGUGCGCAAAUUUCGCGCGCAAAAAAAAAAAAAAAAAAAAACAAGUUGUCAUCUAGUAUAUCAUAUGUGUGUAUAUUAUCUAAAAUACGAGGUUUUUACGAGAUAAUACAUUUUUUUACUUUUGCUGCCACGGAUUUAUUGUAAAUAGAGAUUAAUGCGAGUGUUUUUAAAAAUGUAACCCCCCAUGAGAUACCUACUUAAAAACUCGCCGUUUUUACCCUGUAAUUUCCACGUAAUGUUUUGUUUUUAAUCCACGAAAGCACGGCUAUAAAUUUAAAAAAAAAAAUGUAAUUAGCUAGUAAAAAAAAAUCUGCCAUGUAGAAAACGGCGGAAAGUAUACCUGCAUUAAAAAUGAACAUCAAAAAAAAAAAAAAAAAAUAUAUCACUCCGUUGUAUUAAAAUGAAUACCCAUCAUAUAUACGUAAUAUAUAAAGCGUAAUUAUGUUAUCGUUGAUCUGUCGAUUUUAAUAGAAUCUAAAUUCUGCUCUUUAGAUGUAGGAUAAGAGAUAGCUCAGGCGUAGCGUCGAUAGUUGACUAAAUGAGAGAAAUUAGACUGUGGUGGUUCGGGCAUGUCACGGGGAGAUAGGAAUAUAACGCAUUAAUAAUUGUAAUGAAAAUAAAUGUAGGGGGAAACAGGUGGAGAGGAAAACUGGGGGUUGGAUGCAAUUGAGAAUGACAGCUGGACAGCUGGUGUAUGCGAAGUGGAAGAUCGGUUCAGGCGGAAGUUUAGAACGAGGGUGGCCGACCCCAAAUAUUUGGAAUAAAGAUGAAGGAGAAGAAGAAGACGUGUGUUUUUUUGACCAAUAAACAAAAUCUAACCGGGUUAGUGUAUUUUAUAAACAAUUAAUUUUUGGCGAUUUUGGUUAGUAUAUUUUAUAAUACACUUAAUUAUAUUUUGGUUAAUUCGGUUAUUGAAGUAUAAUAACCGAGUAAAAUGUAUGGAUAUCAUGGUUAUAUUUAUUAAUAUAGUAUGUUAUACUUAUACCAUAGCCAGUACUUUAAAAAAGAUAAACAAUUUUUUUAUGAUUCGACACCACAGUUUUUUAUAUUUAUCAUAUUUAUUAUUUCGUAAUAAUGUCAAAUCGAGCGAGGAUGUAUUUAUUUAAAUUGCAUGAUCUGUCAGAAAAUGUAUUCUGGCCGCAACAUUUCAUGUGAUAAUGCAUCAAUACUUCCUUAUUCAUUUAACUCUACGUUGAAAAUUAUUAUGACGGACCAUUAAAUUAUACCGCAUUCCUAAAAUGUCCGAUAUCCAAUUGUUUUAACUGUUGCAGCACAUUAGAGAUAAUUUACUGUGGAUCAUUAAUGUAUAACGGCGAGUACAAUUAUUGUUUAAUCUCUACGUUUUAAACACAUAGGCAGGUGCAGUAUAAAGUAUAAUAGUAAGUUAUCAUAAUUAAAUGCUUUAAAUGCCUACAACCAAUUAAUAUUAUUUUUAAUAACCAUUAACACGUUUUUUUCGCGAAUUUAUAACCGUUAAUCGAAACCGUAUGCCCGUGGCUGAUAACGAGCACAACCUGCAGGUUAAUCGCUAGAACGCGCCUUACUCGCUAUAAGUAAAGAUAUUAUUAAAAUAGUUAAUAAUCGUUGGUCGGCUGUACCGCUUCCCUAUAUUCGUUAAAUUUGUUUUGAUUGUCGAUCUUAUAGUCCUCUUAUUGUUAUUAUUAUUAUUAUUAUUAUUGUUAUUGAUGGAAGAGGAGAAUCGGUAAAAAUCUCGCCAAGGUUGCAGUCGUCGUCAGCAGUGUAUACAAUGUCCAGAACGAUGAUAUCGUUAUUAUUGACUGUAAUACUUUUCGUUUGUUGGUGUAUCGGAACGAGAGAGAGAGAGAGAAAAAAAAAAAAAUGUUAUAAAUAAAAUAAGCCGAAGUUAAAUUCCUGGGUCAUAGCGCGGUUCGUUAGACAUCACGUCGGGGGUGUUCACGCGCAAAUUAUUAAGGCAAUACCGUGUAGCGUAAUCGGGUUGUUUUUUCUUUUUUAGAUUCUGAGCGAAGAUUCAUCGAAGAACGAAUCGGUCUUUUUUCUGUCUGUUAAUAACUUUUCCACCAGAAAUCGCGUUCCAAUCGAAAAACGACGAGACAGUUUAUUUUCAUACUCUAUUGGUUUUACUAUAGUAUUAUGUGCGUGUGUGUAGUUCUUUUUUCCGUCCGUAAACAACUUUUUGAAAAGAAAUCUCGCCCCCAAGUACAGAAUAUAUUAUAUAGUACCUUUACUGAAAGGACAUUUUUUUCUCGUCGGCGCAAUGGGGAAAUCGUUUUUUGAUUUUCCAAUGGGUUUUCAAAAUAAUUGGGAUAACCCCGAAAGAAAAUUAUCGGUGAUACGGUAAAUAUUUACGAUGCACCGCGGUUGUUACCGUUUUCAUUGUUUUUAAUUUUUGUUCACGGUGUUUCCUGUCAGAAACAUUGCUUCAAACGAAAAAUGUCAAGAGAUCGAUUUUGUUUCUUUUAAUAUACAACCACUGACAGAAAAAAUCGUUUGUUGAUAUUCAAAGUAUUUUUUUAUAACAAUUGGGGAAACCCAGAAAAAUCGAAAAAUACGAGUUUUUCAAAUUACGGCGCAACGAUUUCAUAAUUUCAAAUGUUUAUAUUAUGUAUAUAUAUAUUAUAUGUAUAUAUAUAUUUAUUAUAUGUUUCUCAGUUUCAUCAUUGCGUGACUAUGACUGUUUGAAAAUCUUAACAUUUAAAACCCGAAUAAUUGAACGACAAACGGGUUUUAUUGAACAGAGCUUGUUUUUGCCAAAUCUAUACUUACACGCACUUUUGCAGUUCUGCUCUUGGCGUCGAAUCGUAAAAAUUACGAAUUUCCGAACCUUCGGGUUCUAUAGCUAAUAACUGUACAAUAUAUUCGUGUUCGUUAAUUUAAAGAAAAUUUUUAUUCGACCUUCGUUUAUGAGUUUAUGACCAUGGUUUCGCAACACCGCUAUUAAAAUAAUAUAUUUUCGUAAUAUUAAUUACAAUUUAUUUAUUUUCAAUACGAUCAAUAACUGCGCAGUACGAUAAUUUAUGACUAUGAUCAAAACUACAGUCGUAUGCAGGAACUGUAGGAAUGUAUAUGAUUUUGGCCAUAUCAGCUCUUUUUUUAGAUUCUUAUCGUAGGAAGGAUAGUAUUGGUUUUACUGUAGUAAAUGUGUGUGUGUGUGUUUUUUUUUUGUUUUUUUUUUUUUUUUAAAUUAAUGUUUAUAAACAACUUUUAAACCAAAAAUAUUGUUUCAAUCAAAAAAUUCCACGAGUCUUAUUUCUUUUUUUAUUAAAUUUCAGAUCUGAUUAGAGAGUAUGAAAGUAAAUUUUUGAUUUCCCGUGUAAUUUUGUAAAUAAUUGAGGAAAAUCGAGAAAAACGUAGAUUGUUAACACACUUAUAUCGCUGUGUUUCAUAGGACAUACACAAUAUGUAUGUAUAUUAAUUAUUAUACGAGUAUUUGGAUUUUUAUUUUCUCUCGAAACUGACCAAGUCUCUUGAUCUAACCUACAGACCGGGGUAAAAAAAAAAAAAGUAAAAAUGGGGGCUUUUUUAUUACCCCCAUCAUUUAUAUACCCCCUUACGUCCCCAUCGAGAACCAUGGAUAGAUUAUAGAUUUAUUUUCUGAGUUUCAAGUGAUUUUCGUGCGACACGAAAUCCCGUAAACAUCCUCUAGAACAGUGUUUCUCGACUUUUUUACCGUCACGAAUAUCAUCUGUGCAACGCGGGCGCUAUAUUUUUUCGAUGUUUAAAUUUUUAAGCGCGAUGCGAGUAUGCGCAAUAUCACGAUUUAAAAACGAUUAUAUCUCUGGCAAUAAAAAAAAAAAACAAAAAAAAACCGACGACGCGAUACAAAGAAUAUUGAUGUCUUUGGGGUUUGAUAACAAGUCUGUUCACUCUAAUGUUAGGUAAAACUAACUGCAGCACGACGUUGCCCCUGCUGAACGCAAAUUUGCUAUGUCGUAUGUUUGUAAUACAGCAGCACAUGCGGGUAUUCACGUCCUCUUAUUCGACAAUAUCAAAGGCGAACCGUAAUAAUUAUUAUUAAUUGUUUCCGUAUUUCCGUCCUAAUUAACUCGGUACUCACCAAUCGGGCGGGGAAAAGGGAUUUCUUAUAUUGUGAAAACUCAUUUCCCACGGUCACGCGUGGUGCACGUAAAAUUUUGUUUUAUGUGCAGGGAGAUCGUUUCGUCAGAACAGAACAGUCUUGACAGUUCCAAACGCAUGCCUAUAGUAAACUCAGAGCUCUGAUGCUGUACAAUUUCGGUGUACUCGUUUUAUUUUGACGUUUUCCAUUUUUGUCGCGAUAUUUAACUCUCGAAUUUCGUAUCUCUAUAUUAUAACGUGUACGAGUUGUACAGUAUAAUAUCACGAGAAAACAAAUCGAUUAUUUAAAACUAAAAAAAAAAAAAACGAAAAAUUCGUUCGACCGAUUUGUACGGGGCGAUUCUUGUUAACGGCGAAUCAGUUAACAUCCAUCUAUUAUGGUACGGCGAUUUCGAGUAGGCAAUUAUUUUGAUUUUGAUUUUUUCAUGGCCGUGUAGAUAACAGAUUGUUAUUGAUUAAUGAUCUCAUUUCCACGGCAAUCUAGAGUUUCCAAUUUUGGACAAUAAUGGACCGAUAAUUGACUAAUUAUCUAUUAAUUGUCUCUUUUUAAAAUAUCUAAGUUUGAAAAUCAUUGAAAUUGAUAAUAUAUAACGUGUUUAUGCGGUGUACAGAAUCGAUAAUACAUUUUGAAAAUAUUCUUUACAUUGUUAAAAUUUGUUAAAGUACGCCUAUACAGUAAAGGUGUACACGCAUACAAAUAGGAAAACACCAAAACUAAAAUCAUCGUAAUAAUAUUGAUCACCGCGCGGCAUAACAAUAAAACAAACGCCCUGUAUGAUGCAUGAAACGGUCUUAAAACGUAUUAAACAACAUUAUCUCGGUGUGAUUUAUAAUACGUUUUGUUGCCACACCGUUUUUGGUAAAUGGUAUACGAACAAACACGUGUCGGCGGGACUGGUUCUGGCCAACAAUUUUUCGUGAAUAUUAUUGUGUCAACGAUGACGAUAUCCUAAUGACCGUUUUCGUCAGUUUCCCUCGAAAAAUACAUAAGCUAAUGAAAAAAAAAAAAAUAAUAAUAAUAUGGAGGAUUUAGUUUUAUUUGUGGGAAAAAAAAAAAACAUUUAAAUGCUCUAACAAAUAUCUACCGAAAACAACCGCAAUAAGAAAAAGCUUUUGGACUACAGAUUUAAUUGUUUCGGCGAUUUUUAAAAUUAAUAAAAUUCUACGGUUUCGUGCCUAUGAUGGAACAAAAAAAAAACGAAAUUCUCAUAAAAAUAAACAAAGUAUACAACAAAAACCUAAUCGACUAAAACUAAUUCUAACAGAACUGAUACUGAGGACGGGUGGUCCGUUAUUUCUGUAGAUAUAACAUUACGCUCUACUUUUUUUUUUCUUUUAUAAGUUAUAAUGAGGCUCGAAUUAAACUAUUAAGUAUUUGUGUACCUGGCCAUUUAUGUAACCUAACAAAAUCAAACCAAACCAUAAUAAUAGAAAUUUGUCAACUCUUGUCAACUCUAAUGUCAACUCUUUACAAUACAUUGUUCCUAUAGAAAAAAAAAACCAGAGAUUUUUUUUGUUGAAUUUUUAAUUUAGUUCAAAACAUGUUUUCAAAGGCUGUAAUAUUUACAAUUUUCAUCAAUAUUUGAUUUUAAAAUUAUUAUAAAAUAAAAAAAAAUACUGCAUGAUACUCCUAAGUACGAUUAUAAUAACUUAUAGUGAACCUGUCAAAUUGUCAAGCAUUACUGUUUAGUCCAAUAAUUGUAUUCACAAGGUACCUACUAAAUACAAAUUACGUAAAAAACUGAUGUGAAUUUGGAAAAAAUCAAAACGCGUUGUGUGGACCAAAACGAUUAACAUUAUGCAACAUAAUUAUUUCAUAACUAAGCAUGUUAAGAUAUUAUGAGUUUAAAUUUUAUUUUUUUCAAUAAAGUUCUAUACUCAGAUUAUUUGAAUCCAUUUGAGCCAGAAGCGUUGAAAUUGAGAUUCAAUAUUUAUAAUGACGUUUAAUAAAGCUGUCCUAGAAUAAUGGCGAUGGGUGCAGAUUUCUAUACACAAAAAUUCAGUUCUCCCUAGAACCCCAGAACACCCAGAACUCCCCUCGGACCUUGUACCUAUCGUUCGCUAUUAAUGCCGUCGUGUUUGUAUUUUCGCAGGAUAAAUCUUACGGGUGGCGUCGUUUCCGUCGCCAGUUGAACGUGCGCGAAGUCACCGACAGCACGGACGGCGGAGGCGGUUCGUCUGACAGAAAUCCCGCCAACGGAGGUGACGGACGUGCGUCCAUCACCGACUACGCGGUCGGCAGCGGUGGCGAAGCGGACGAAGUCGCUCUUAUCUAUUUUAUUACGCCCACCUAUCCGCGCCGGGAACAGGUGGCCGAGCUCACUCGGUUGGGACAGACACUGAUGCACGUGCCCCGACUCCAUUGGAUAGUGGCCGACGACCGACCGGACUGCAGUCAACAGACGAUGAACUUGCUGCCCGAUUUCGGUGAUUAUGUGUAUAGCGUUAUAGGUUUGGUCGCCUUUGUCCUAAGUACGCGAAACCGUCAAUGUGCAGGGUCAGGAAUCAAAAUAUGGGACUAUGGGUACUAUGCGAGUAGCUCAAUAUUUAAGAACGUUUAACAAUUUGUGGUAAAUUUUACUAAUGCAAACUCGAAUUGUAAUUUUUCGAUGAAAAUACUGUUCGAGAUAUUAUGACGUUUUCGGAUCAUUUUUUUUUUCUCUAAAAUUAGAUUUUUGUUAGGUCGUCAUCCCACUCGAUAUCUCGUUUAUUAUUGACUGUACCAAAUUUUAGAGUAUCUUGUAAUGUAUCACGUUACUGAAAUCAAUGUAUCUAGUACCGAGAAUGUAGAUACUUCAAACGACUGAGAUGCUCUGUAAGGGGACAUCCAAACAGGGUAAACUGAGUAUUUCCUCAUGGCUUUUUAAAACGUACAUUACAAAUUUAAUGUGAUUAGGCGUAUAAGGAUUAUAAGGAGAAUUUUCGGAUAUUUCGAAAAGUUUUUAAGUAAAUAGUUCACAUCUUUAGAUACUGAUAUAUUAUAAAGUGCGUAAAAUUGAAUUGUUAUUUCGAUUUUAAUACAUCGAGGAUCUUGUAUUGUGUUGUACCCAUUGCAAUUUAUUGUUGUUACAUAACCAUAUCGAGUAUCUUGUUUCUAGAUACCAAAAAUAAAACGUGUGUCUCGCAACCCCCCCAUCCCAAUCCCAAUAUAUCUAAAACCGAUAGUAUCUAUAGAUGCCUGCUGAUUUCAAAGUACCUUACCCGUCCCCGCAACUAUUAUAAUAAUAAAUCGUUUUUUCAGGUAUUCCUUACACGUAUAUCGCUAGCCCCAUGCCGGCAAUCUACAAACGCGCGACUGACGCCAUACCCCGCGGCGUUUCCAAUCGUAGGGCCGCCAUCAACUGGAUAAGACUGAACCAUAACAUUGACGACACGAAAGCCGUCAUAUAUUUCGGGGAUGACGACAACACGUUCCACUUGGACCUGUUUAAAGAGAUACGCACCACUAAGAAAAUAUCUAUGUUUCCCGUUGGUCUAGUCGGCGAAUACGCCAUUAGUUCGCCGAUCGUCGAAAAAGUUAUUAAAACAACAUAUUAUUAUCUACACUCCAUAUUUUCUUUCUUUUCUUCAUCUUUCGGUAUCUUCCUACAUUAUCCAUCGCCGUUCCUUAAUUCAACCCGGGCCACUGCCCUUAACUCUUCUCAAGUCUCUUUUUUUAUGUAUUAAUAAUAUUAUAAUAAUAUAUACAUACUGAACCGGUGUAUUUCGUAAAACAGGGCAAAGUCGUCGGAUUUUUUGAUAGCUGGCCAGCCAAAAGGAAAUUCCCGGUAGACAUGGCCGGGUUUGCCAUUAACGUUCAACUUUUGUUCAAAUACCCGUAUGCCACGAUGCCGUAUAAAGCCGGUUUCGAAGAGGACCGAUUUCUAUCGGCCCUUUCCAUACAACUGGAGGACAUCGAACCCAAAGCGGAAAAUUGCACCCGGGUAAAUAUAAAAUAUUACCGGUAUUUAUCGCAAAAAAAAAAAAUCACUCUAUAUAUAUGUAUAUAUAUAUUCGUAUUAUGAAAGUUAAAGAGACGGGUGUUCAGUGUGAUAUUUUGAUGUACAAGCCACUCUGUUUCUAUCGGCUUAUUGUUGAUUUUUUUUUUACACAUUUUCAUCAAGCGUUCAUUUACUUCAAACCAUUGAAGAUAAUGUAAAUUGAAAGGAAAAGAGCGGUUCAAAUAAAUGAUGAACAUAUUUAUUAGUUAUUUAAGUUAUUGUAUUACUAAACACCAAAGCAGUACAAAACAAUUUUUCGUUUUUGAAUACAUCGAAUAAUUAAAAUUACUUUAUCAAAAAUAAUGUUAGUCGAUUGUAAUAUUUUCAUUCUACCGAGAUUAAAAUUAAAAUUGGCACUUAAAUAUCUUUUAUUUUCACAAAUAUUUUGACAAAAAUAAUUUAAAUUUAAAAACCUCAUUGUUGAUAAAGUUGUUUGCAAUUUAUAGGUUAUUUUGAUUUCGAUAAUUAUAGUUUAAGAUAUAUAUAUAUAUAGUUAUAAAUACAUAUCACAAAAAAAAAAAAAAAUGAUUUUAUCUCGCUCUUACAGAUUCUGGUAUGGCACACACAAACAGCCAAGAAACCAAAGCCCACUGUCAUGGUCAGAUCCAAAGCAGCCUUGCCUGGUUCAUUAGCCACACUACUUGAUCAAGUGACGUUAUUGGGCGUCGGUGGUGUAAGCGAAACAACAGGUACAUAUCGAAUCAAAUAGAUAUUUACCAUUAUUUUGUAAAAGAAACAAAUUGAAUUAACUUUUCGUUUUAAUUUUUUGUUUCUAGGUGUUCGCAGUUAUAUAACUAAAAAUGGCAAUAUUUUUAGGGUAUAA
Molecule: messenger RNA, 22975 nt
Organism: Cinara cedri
Lineage: Eukaryota; Metazoa; Arthropoda; Insecta; Hemiptera; Aphididae
Source: the annotation of a GenBank genome assembly